Molecule: messenger RNA, 1518 nt
Organism: Striga asiatica
Lineage: Eukaryota; Viridiplantae; Streptophyta; Magnoliopsida; Lamiales; Orobanchaceae
Source: the annotation of a GenBank genome assembly
AUGUGUGGGAGGGCUCUCGGCGGGCACAUGAGGGCCCACGGGAUUGGCGACGAGAGCGGAAAUAUCGACGACGAAGACCCCGUUAGUGAUUGGGAGGAGAAUAAGUUCGCAGGCGGCGUUGAUAGGUGUAGCAACAAGAGAAUGUACCAACUCAGGACGAACCCUAAUCGACUAAAGAGUUGUCGGGCGUGCAAGAACUGCGGAAAGGAGUUCUUGUCUUGGAAAUCUUUUCUCGAGCAUGGCAAGUGCAACUCGGACGAUGCCUCCGAGUCCUUCGUCUCCUCCCACGAUUCUGGCUCUGCUGACGAAGACGGAGUUGAAGACGACACUGGCGGAGCGCGUAGCCAGUGGUCCAAGCGUAAGAGAUCCAUGCGCUCGAAAGUCGGGUGUUUUAGUGCCACAAGCUACCCACCGAGCGAAGAAGAUGACAUCGUGCUUGCUAGAUGUUUAGUGCAGCUAGCUAAUACGGUCGUCGAUCAAAUGCCAGUUGCCGACCCAGAGGAAUCGUGCGCCUCCGUCAUCCGUGAGGCUCCGCGAAACGGUAAUUACACGUACUUUGCUCCGCCAAACAGCACGAUUGGGCUUUUCGAUCGAAACAAAGGGAAGGGAAUUGUUUCGACUACCCUCAAGGGGAUGUUCGAGUGCAAGGCAUGCAAGAAAGUGUUCAACUCCCACCAAGCGUUGGGAGGCCAUAGGGCAAGCCACAAGAAGGUCAAGGGUUGCUACGCGACCAAGCAAGACCAAAUACCACAACAACAUGAAAACAACGACACUCCAUCAAUAGAUGAUGGCGUGAUGAUCACGAACAAUGAGGAAACGAAAUUGUCGUUCGGUCAAUCCAAUUCGCAGUUCGAACAAGGACCCGACCCGUUGGUGGGGUCCGCAAGGAGAAAAUCGAAGGUCCACGAGUGCUCCAUCUGCCACAGGGUGUUUGGCUCGGGCCAAGCCCUCGGAGGACACAAGAGAUGCCAUUGGAUCACUUCGAAUUCUCCGGAAACUUCCUCUUUACCUAAGUUCCACUUCCAAGACAACACCACCACCAUCAACAACAACAUCAUCCUCGACCAAACCAACAUUAAUCACAAUCGUCAACCUAAUCCAACAGUCAAUAUACCCGACAAGCUUGACCUCAAUGUCCCCGCAUGGGCCCACGUGACGGGCCCAUUAAGCUUCCACGUGUCCACGGACAUGCAACUGCAGCCAUGGAUUGGGCCCGACUCAAAAAACAUCGACUCGGGCCCACAGUGUCAACCUCAAGGGUUCCAACUAAAGAAUGAAAACGCCGAUAAUAACAACAACAACAAUAAUGUCAAUGGCGACAUUAUCGGGAGCAACAUUGUCAACGGGACAGUUGAUACGAAAAGUGGGACCACGCGAUUCGUCGAGGACGAGGCUGAUAGCAAGUUGAUCAAGUUAGCCAAAUUGAGUGACUUGAAGGAGAUGGACAAUAGCGGCAAUUCAUCUCAAUGGUUACAAGUGGGAGUAGGAUCCACGGCUGAAGCAGCUGCAAAUGUAUAA